Messenger RNA from Strongyloides ratti, 2472 nucleotides. RefSeq names its product Probable ATP-dependent RNA helicase DDX11. The coding region runs from base 1 to 2472 and encodes 823 amino acids. The record is from RefSeq and is a predicted model, not a curated record. Gene Ontology annotation, cellular component: nucleus. The transcript has 2 exons. Lineage: Eukaryota; Metazoa; Nematoda; Chromadorea; Rhabditida; Strongyloididae. Gene Ontology annotation, biological process: establishment of sister chromatid cohesion; nucleobase-containing compound metabolic process. Gene Ontology annotation, molecular function: DNA helicase activity; ATP binding; DNA binding.
AUGGGUACUAAUAAUUGUAUUGGUAAUAUUCCUUUACCUAAUGACUUUAGUUUCCCUUAUCAACCAUAUUCUAUACAAAAUGAUCUUAUGAAAAAUAUAUUUGAAUGUUGUGAAAAAGGUGAAGUAGGUAUUUUAGAAUCACCAACUGGAACGGGUAAAUCUUUAUCAACAUUAUGUUCUGUUUUAACUUGGUUGAGAUUAAAAAAAUUACAAAUUGAUAAUGAUGGAAAUGAAUUAGAGAAAAGAAUUAAAAUGUUAGAAGAUGCAGCUAAAGGUAAUCCAAAUUGGAUUGAAAUAAUGAAAGAAAGGCAUAACUUAAUGAAAGCAAGUGAAAUUGCUUUAGAAAAACAAGAAAAAAUGCGUAAAGUUAAUGAAAUUUUAAAGAAAGCUAAAGAAAACAGGUGGUCUAAAAGUCAGUUUAAAGAAAAAGAUAAUAUAAAACAAGGGAAAAGAAAGUUACGACAAAACAUUGAGAUAAAGGAUGAGGAUAUAUCUGAUGAUGAAUUUGCCCCAAAAGAAGAUGAAAUCAAUUUUUUAAAUGAAAAAGAUUUUGUUAUACAAAAUGACGAACCAACAAGAACUAUUCAAAUAAUUUACGCUUCAAGAACACAUUCUCAAUUACUACAAUUGUUAGAAGAAUUAGCUAAAACAAAAUUUGAGCCUAAUGUUGCGUUACUUCGUUCAAGAGCUAUGUUAUGUGUAAAUGAAGAUGUUGCUUCAUUAGGUAAUAUUUCACUUAUAAAUGAAAAAUGUAAUGAAUUAAUGAAUAACAAACAAAGUAUUCCAAAAAAAUAUAAAAAUUCAGAUGGAGAAUCAGUUGAAUUAGGAUCAUCAAAAUGUAGAUGUCCAUAUUCAUCUCAAAAAGCUAUUGAGGAUUUGGCUGAUCAAAUACUAAAUAGGGAAGGAUUAGAUCCUGAAACACUACUUACAUUUGGUAAAAAAAAUUAUGCUUGCCCUUAUUUUGCCACAAGAAAAGCUAUUAGACUGUGUGAUUUAGUUUUAACACCAUAUAAUAUAUUGUUAAAUCAAAGAUCUCGUGAAGCCUGGGAUUUGUCGUUAAAGGAUAAUAUAAUAAUUGUUGAUGAAGCACAUAAUUUACUAGAAACAAUUUCAUACAUUUAUUCAACUGAAAUUGAUCAAAAAUCAUUAUCAUCAUUUAUUUCUCUUUUACGUAGUUAUUAUAAUUGUUAUGAAAAACGUUUUAAUUUAAAAACAAAACAACAGUUUCGUGUUUUUCAAAAAAUUAUAAAUAACAUGUACAAUAUAUUAAAUAAUAUAGAAUCUGAUACAAAUACUAUGACAACUACCAAAUUUUUGUAUAACUCUGAAGCACUUGAUUUAAAUUUAUUUAAAAUUAUGACUUCAUUUGACAAUCUACAACUUUGGAGAAAAUUACAUGGUUUUUUUUUAACAAAUAAAUCAAAAAAUAUAAAUAUAGAAAAUAAAGAAGAAAGUGAAAAUAAAAUAACUCAAAAUUUAUCAUCUCCUGUAUAUAUUAUAAAAACAUUUUUAGAAUCAUUUUUAGAAAGUCAUGAUGAUAGUUUAAUAGCUCUGGAAAAUACAGAUAAAGAUACAAAAAAAGUAAAAUUUUUUUUAUUAAAUCCUGCAGAAAAACUUAAACAGAUAGUAAAAGAAGCAAAAGCAUUAAUUUUAAUUGGAGGAACAAUGAAACCAAUUGAACAAUUAUUGGAUGCUUUUGAAAGAGUAUGUUUGAUUCCAAAAGAAUCUAUAAAAACAUUUAGUUGUGGUCAUGUUGUAGAUAAAAGUCAACUUAUUGCAAUGGUUUCUGAUGUCUCACCCGAUGGGACACCUUUACAUUUUAUAUAUGAAGAAAGAAAUAAUACUUUAAUGUUUAAAGGUUUAAUUAAAAGUAUUAUUGAAAUAGCAUCUGUCAUACCUAAUGGUAUUGUUGCUUUUUUUCCUAGUUAUUCUUAUAUAGAAAUAUUUAAAAAUAUAUUAAAAAAUGAUCAUAAAUUAUUUGAAACAUUGUCAAGUAUAAAAGAUAUUUUUUAUGAGUCAAAAUUAAAUGGAUCAUCAAUAUGGAAUAAUUAUACUACAAAAGCAUUAACUAAAAAAGGUGCAAUUUUAUUUGGUGUAAUUGGUGGUAAAUUAAGUGAAGGAAUAAAUUUUUCUGAUAAACUUGGACGUGGUGUCAUAAUGAUUGGUUUACCAUUUCCAAAUAAAAAUUCAAUUGAAAUUUUAGCAAAAAUGGAUUACCUUAAAAAAAAUGUAUCAUCUUCUGCUGCUUCUACAUUUUAUAAUUCAUUGUGUAUGCAUGCUGUUAAUCAAGGUAUUGGUAGAGCGAUCAGACAUAGUAAUGAUUAUUCAACAAUUAUAUUUCUUGAUAAACGUUACCAAAAUGAAAAUAUUCAACGACAACUCCCUAAUUGGAUUGUUGAUAAAAUUAUUAAAUGUAGAAACUUUAAAGAUGUUAGUGAAAAUUGUAAAAAAUUUUUUGAAAACAAGAUUUAA